Molecule: messenger RNA, 2355 nt
Organism: Acaromyces ingoldii
Lineage: Eukaryota; Fungi; Basidiomycota; Exobasidiomycetes; Exobasidiales; Cryptobasidiaceae
Product: glycoside hydrolase family 2 sugar binding protein
Exons: 3
Coding region: 38-1915 (625 amino acids)
Biological process (GO): carbohydrate metabolic process
Molecular function (GO): hydrolase activity, hydrolyzing O-glycosyl compounds
Source: RefSeq, a predicted model, not a curated record
CCUUGAACAACACUCGACAGCAACAGGCCUCCAAGUGAUGACAGUACCUCGAUCAGAGCAUCCUCGACCUGACUGGGUGCGGACAGAUAGGCACUGGUCCUGUCUAAAUGGCCCUUGGAAGUUUGCGUUCGAUGAUCAGGACGAAGGGCUCGAUCAGGCGUGGCAGCAUGAUGAGGGCCGCCUCAACCAGACCAUCACCGUUCCCUUUGCCUUCCAGACUGAAGCCUCUGGGAUCAGUGACAAGGGCAUCCAUGAGGUCGUCUGGUAUUCUCGUCAUGUCCAAGUGCCCAGCGAGGUUGACGCUGCCACUCGUGCGCUGCUUCACUUCGGCGCCAUUGACUAUGAAGCAACCGUCUUCGUCUCUGGAUCACAGGUGACCCAACAUCGCGGUGGUCAUGUCCCCUUCUAUGCCGACAUCACACCCCAAGUGCUCGCCGCGAAGGCGUCAGGCAAGUCUGAAGUGGUCGUUACGGUCCGGGUGAGAGACUACCCGCACGAUGUCACUGUACCGAGAGGCAAGCAGUACUGGAAGGCGACGCCCGAAUCCAUCUUUUACUGGCCCACGACGGGCAUUUGGCAGCCCGUCUGGCUCGAGGUAGCGCCAAAGAGCCGCAUCGAGCGGGUCAGCAUCAAGCCGGACAUCGAUCAGGGUACCAUUGCCGUCAACGCUGAGCUUCUCGGGGUCGGUCCAUCAUCAAAGCAAUCAACCAGAGAAGCUCGUUUGGCCGUGCAGGUUGCUCUGGCUGGUAUUCCCAUCAGCCGAUCGGAUGUCGUCAUUUCCAACGAUACAGCAUCGGCCGCGUGCACAUUGACCGUCUCUGUUCCCGGCUCUUCUCCGCCCGAAAAGAUCCGCAAGAAUCUCUAUGGCUCGGGCAUCCUUCCGCCCGAGCUGGAGGGUGACUCCUGGUCUGGCGGUCUUGCCCUGUGGUCCCCCGACCAUCCAUCACUGUACGACGUAACUCUGUCGCUCUUGUCGGCCGACGGCAACGAGACGCUGGACAAGGUCGAGACCUACGUCGGCAUGCGCAAGAUCUCCAUCAACGAAGAGGGCAAGAUCUGCCUCAACAAUCGCCCUUACUUCAUGGCUUUGAAUCUCGACCAGGGUUAUUGGCCCAAGUCCAACCUGACGGCGCCGAGCGACGAGGCGUUCAAGCAGGAUAUACUCAAGAUGAAGGAGAUCGGCAUGAAUGGAGCUCGAGCUCAUCAGAGAGUUGCCGAUCCCCGGUACCUCUACCACGCCGACAAGCUCGGCUACCUCAUCUGGGCCGAGAUGCCAAACGCCUACGAGUAUUCGCAUGCCUAUGUCGAGCGUUUCACUCAAGAAUGGCUCGAGGCGAUGAAGCGAGACAUGAACCACCCUUGCAUUGUCGCGUGGGUGCCCAUCAAUGAGUCCUGGGGCGUGCCCAACCUCGCCAUAUCAGCGCCACAGCGAGACCACCUCCUUUCGCUCUUCCAUCUGACGAGGUCUCUCGAUGAUUCCCGGCUCGUCGUCGACAACGAUGGCUGGGAACACAGCAAGACGACGGUCUGCACCUUUCACGACUACGCCGAGCACGCAAGCUUGCGCAAGACAUGCGCUUCCCUAGCCUCGCUCCUUGCGCCAAAGGCCUCGCGAGCAGUGUACAACCCCGGCAGCGCCCACGCUGCCGAGCCCAUCGUCCUUUCCGAGUUUGGCGGUGUCUCGUUGGCCGGUGGCGCAAAGGGUUGGGGCUACAAUGAGGCCGGCAGCGCCCAGGACCUCCUCGGCCGGAUCAGGGGCCUCGUCGACGCCGUCCUCGAUGGCGGCCUCGUCCAGGGCUACUGCUACACCCAGACGGCCGAUUGCGAGACAGAGGUCAACGGUCUCCUCACGGCUCAGCGUGAACACAAGCUCGACGUGGCCGAGCUUCGAAAGAUUUUUGGAAGAAGACCUUGAUACCUUGCAGUCUCAGCCCUUCUGUUCUGCUUGAUAGCACUGGCGUUGCAUGCUUGUCUUCUCUCUCUCUUUGUGGACUCAUUCGCAUGUGUCGCAAAGGGGGGAUCAACAUUGUUUCUUUUUCAAUAAUCUUUCAUGACGAUAAGAAAUCAACGACACAAUUGUCGUAUACGCUGUCCUCUUCUUUCAGAAGGGAACACCAGAGAAGUGGGGGGAAUGGGAGUAGCGCACGCACCGAGAGGCCAGGUGUGAGAGAGAGGAAAAGAGGAGAGGAAAUGACAAGAGGGGCGGAGAGAGGCAGCUACGACCCGCCAUUGACUUUGUCUCUGAGCGUGCCGAGGAACUGCAUGUAGCUCGGCGUCUGCUCAAAGCGGUCUUCGAUGAGCAUCGAAAGGGCCCAGAGGCGCAAGCUCGGCUCGCCAUCCUCCUUGACAAUGUAG